Messenger RNA from Aspergillus saccharolyticus JOP 1030-1, 637 nucleotides. RefSeq names its product protein lcl2 (gene lcl2). The transcript has 2 exons. Bases 55 to 417 code for a protein of 120 amino acids. The record is from RefSeq and is a predicted model, not a curated record. Lineage: Eukaryota; Fungi; Ascomycota; Eurotiomycetes; Eurotiales; Aspergillaceae.
AAAUUGGGUUCGCAUUCCUUGCCUCUGUGAAUAGAAGGAAACAGAAGCAGCGCAAUGCUUGGCUGGAUCAGAUCAUUUGGAGUUCUUCUCCUCCUGGCGUCUGUCGCCCACGCCCACUUUCAGUUCUUCGAGCAUAUGUUUGGCGGCGGCGGCGGCCAUCAACAACAGGCUCCGCAGAACGUUCCGAGCGAUAGCUCUCGGUAUCAAAAUCAAUGGGAGUCAGCUCACUGCGAUCGCUACCUGUGCCCCGGCACUCUAGCAUGCGUCCACUUUCCUCACCACUGCCCAUGCCCGCAUCCCAACGUUGAAGAGAAGAUUGAAUUAGGAGAGGGUAGUGCUGUCUGUGUCUCGAAGGGUGGCUUUAAAGCAGGCGAAGCUGCGCGUAAAGUUGAAUUGGCGCGCAAGGGUCUUCUGUGAUUGCCGGGGGACUGAUGAUGGAACACUACCUAUUAUGGGGCUACAUGACCCUUCAUGAGCAUGUAAUUGAGCUCUUGCUAUCCGCAAUCCAAGCCUUCACAUCCCGCUAUUGUCAACUUUGAAUCACAUAUUUGCUCGACGGGGAUGUCUGGUGUUCUCAGUUAACCUGGCUAUAACCGGCCUUUAACAGUUGUAGGUCUAGCAACCAAAGCACCAUGAC